Musca domestica (house fly) is the source of this 4012-nucleotide messenger RNA. Its product is annotated as inhibitor of Bruton tyrosine kinase. Bases 94 to 3765 code for a protein of 1223 amino acids. The transcript is spliced from 8 exons. Gene Ontology annotation, molecular function: protein binding. NCBI's taxonomy places the organism in Eukaryota, Metazoa, Arthropoda, Insecta, Diptera, Muscidae. The record is from RefSeq and is a predicted model, not a curated record.
UUAGUCUUCUAUAGUCAGUAAAGUGUGUGUGGCGUCUAAAGGAUUUUAUUAUUUUGAUAAAUAUAAAUUAAGUAUUUUUAAUUAUUUGGAGGCAUGUUCAGUCCAAAAAACUAUGAAUACGAUUGCACACGCAAGUGUAGAUUGCGAGAGCAUGGAAAUGUUAUAACCAAUGCCUUAACUAAGCGGUCUAUGGACGACGAAAAAUUGGCAGCCUAUGUGGCCAAAACAUGUUGCAAUUUUGCAGACAUUGUUGAUGAUUUGGGGCGUUCCGCUGUUCACUUGUCUGCCUCAGUGGAUCGUUAUGAUAUAUUAGAAUGGCUGCUUAAUCACGGUGCCAUUAUCAGUAGCCGGGACUUCGAAUCGGGUAGUACACCUCUGCACCGGGCCAUAUUUUAUGGUUGUAUUGAUUGUGCCGUCUUGCUGUUGCGUUAUGGGGCGAGCAUUGACAUUUUGGAUGAGGACACACGAUCUCCGUUGCAACAAGUUUGCCGUAUGUGCGAUUUCCCAAAACAAUUUAAAGCUUCCCCCAAUAAUGAACUGUUGGUAUGGGGCUCCAAUAAAAACUACAAUUUAGGCGUUAACAAUGAUCAGGGCACAGAUCAUGUUCCACAAAUGCUGGAUUACUUUAGAAAAGAACAAAUCUCCAUACAAUCGGUGGCACUGGGAGCCUAUCACAGUUUAUUUUUGGACAAAAAAUCACAUUUAUAUUCUGUGGGCCAUGGCAAAGGUGGUCGUCUGGGUAUUGGCAAUGAAAAUACCCUAAGCACCCCGAAGAGGGUGAAAAUUACACUUAAAAAUGCUGGAGAAGAAAUUAUAUGCAUAAGUGUUUCUCGCAAACAUUCACUGGUCUUGACCAAUCAUUCAUUGGUGUUUACGUGUGGUCUUAAUGAAGAUCAUCAGUUGGGUGUGCGAGAUGCGGGUGGUAAAUUGUUGAAUUUCAAAGAAGUUGUAUCACUAAGAGAUCAAGGAGCCGAUGGCCUACAAAAGGUCAUAGCAAGGGACUAUCAUUCAUUGGCCUAUUCGGAGAAAUGCAUUUAUGUUUGGGGUACUAAUUUGGGACAAAUGGGAUUUGAUGCCAAUACCAAAACGGUGCCAGUACCAAAAAUGAUGAAAUUACCUGCCAAAACGUCCAUACAAUUUGUUGAAGCCAACAAUGCUGCCACAGUGGUUGUGACCAAGGAUAAUAAUAUUAUACUUUUCCACAAUUACAAAAUGAAAGUUAUUAAAGCGCCAAACUAUGAGUCCUUGAAAAGUGUGGCUGUUAUUGAGGGCAAUAGCGCAAAGUCGGAAAAAGGCAGUGCCAGUGCCCUUAAGUUAUUGGUGUUGACCCAAACCAAUGUGGUGUUCUUAUGGUAUCAAUUGACACAAAACUUUUAUAGAUGUUCCUUUUCACAAAUCCGCCUAACACAAAUUGACAAAAUAUUCUACAAAGGCAAUCAAGUUUUAAUUUUAUCCCAAGGGGAUGUAUACAAGGGCAAAUGCCAACAAGUUCCACUGCCACAAUAUUACAAUGCUGCCGAGGGAUCUGGCCAAUCAAAAGAUCUAGGCAACAUAUGGUCACGCAGUGAUUAUCGUUCCUCAGAAAUGGCCAAAGAUUUUAUGAUACGCAUCGAUUUACAACAUAUCAUACAAAUAGAUCGUGCUGUUGAUAUCUUUUGUGAUGAUGAUUUCGCCUCCUUUGCCUGCCUGCAAGAAUCGUCGAUGAAAUAUUUUAAAGCGCCCACAUUGAAUCCAGAAGAAUAUACUUUCAAGAAACUUUAUCAUGAUGUCUCCGAAUACGAUGCCAUUCAUGAUAUAUUAUUUCAUGUGGAUGGUGAAAAGUUUCCAGCCCACAAGUUUCUAAUUCAUGCCCGAGCGCCGGGUCUAAAGGAAUUGAUUUCCUCGUAUGAAGAUAAGGAUAUUUAUUUGAAUAUGCAAUUGCUGACAUCGAAAAUGUUUGAAAUAAUUUUGAAAUUUAUCUAUUCAAAUUAUUUGCCAAAUGAGCAGGACUUGGAAGAUAUUCAAAGCAGUUUGCACACCGAUGCUCCCUCGGAAUUGGAUGAAGUUUGUGAAAUCUUUUUGAAUUUUGUGGAACAAUUUCAUAUCACAAAUUUGGCCAACUAUUUGAAACAUUACUUGCAACAACGCCCCUUCUAUCUGCCACACAUUGUGGACAAGUCCAAAUAUCGUUUUAAUCGCCUGCGCCUAACCGACUACCCCAAUCUCUAUGACAUACGCAUUAUAUGUGAAAAUAAUGUUGAACUACCAGCCCAUAAAUGUGUUUUGGUGGCACGUUUGGAAUAUUUUGAAAUGAUGUUCACACACACCUGGGCUGAACAGAGCACAAUUAAUUUAACCACCGUACCCUAUGAAUAUAUGCUGGCCAUUAUCGAGUUCCUCUACAGUCAAGAUGUGGAACAUUUUCGCAAACAACAAUAUCGUGAAACGUUCCUCUACAAUAUGAUUGUAUUUUGUGAUCAGUUCUUUAUUGAACGGCUCCGUAAGGUGUGUGAGAUUCUAUUGUUGGACAAAAUUUCCAUACGGAAAUGUGGUGACAUGUUGGAAUUUGCGGCGAUGUAUAAUUGUGAGUUCUUGAAGAAAGGCUGUUUGGAUUUUAUAUGCCAAAAUUUGGCACGAGUUUUGCUGCAAAAGAGUCUAUACAAUUGUGAGCCGGAGGCUAUUAAGUGCAUAAAUGCCCAUUACCGAGAUACGUUUAAGAAUGUAUUUGAUUAUCGCAUGAUUACCCCCAGUUCGGAGGCUGUGGGUGAUGAGUGCCUAAUGAGUUUUGUGGAAGAUUUUCAAGUGGACCUAAGUUAUCGCAUGGAUGAAGAUGAGCAAUCGGAAUAUCGUGCCAUGAAUAAAUCCAAGGCGAAGGAACAUAAGACCAAGCAAACAACGACCAGACAAUAUGAAAGAGAGGCCAUAACCUCAAUGAUGGAGACAUUGAAUAUGUCCGAAAGUAGGGAAAAAGAAAAGACCAAUGAGAAAUCGGCAGCAAUAAAAGAUGCUGAAAAUGUGGCAAAUAAGUUGCAAAUGGAGGCGAAAUCAUGGAUGAAAGUUGUGGAUAAAAAGGAACAAAAGAAAAAGACAAACCCCAUCGUUGAGGCUGCCAUCAAAUCUAAUGAAAUAAUGAAACAAGAAAUUAAUGCAUCCACAAGCAAUUGUAACACUGCAUUUACUAGCCUUAAUAAAUCCGUAGAAUUAGCAACAACAACAACAAAGGAUAUUUCGCCUGAAAAAGACUUAACCUCAAAGGUAUCAUAUAAUAUAAAUCUUGCCGAAUUGACUACACCGCCCAGAGAAAAGUUAUCACAAAAGCAACGCAAACGCUUGUCAUCGGAAAAUUCAAAUUUAACAUCCUGGCGGGCACCCAUUGCUGUUAGUGAAACGAAAGCAAUGCCAGUGCCACAAAAUGCUUGGGGUAAUGUGCCAAUGGCUCAAUCACCAGGCGGUCUAAAUGACAUUGAUUUCGAUGUCCCCACCGGAAGUUCAUAUGACCCUACCUCUUUUGCCAAUAUGAUGAGAAGUAAUAGCAAAACAGCCACAUCGCCCCCUGCAACAGCGGCACCAAAUAGUUUUACACAAAUUUUAGCCGAAGAAAAGCGGCAAAAAGAAUACUACGAUCGUGUACGCAACAAAUCGUUGGCUUUAACACAAAUCGAAGAACAAGCUAUUGCCGAACUUAAAGAAUUUUAUAAUGUUGAAAAUGUGGUUGAUGAAAUUAUAACCAUUGAGAGGAAACCGCAGCCAACCACUAUUAAUUUUGCCAUAUGGCAAAGAAAUUGAAGCACACAAAUGAGAGGAAGAAAGGUAAUUACUUUGUUGUUGUUGAUGGGGUCCUAGACCAUUAUACAUUAGCUGGAAUGUAUUGAGACUUUUUUUGGAGGCAUUAUAUCAAACAAACCCAUAUUCUAAGAUUGAUAUUUAGUACUAACGGCGUUUUUUUAUUAUUGAUAAUUUUAAACAUAAGUUAACAAACAAAACAGAAUAUUUCAACAAAAAAAAAACAUUAUGUAUAUACAUAUAAGAGGUU